GAAAGUGCAUUUGACCGAAACGAGAUGUCUGGACGCGGAAAGACCGGUGGCAAAGCCCGCGCUAAGGCCAAGACCCGCUCGUCCCGUGCGGGCCUCCAGUUCCCCGUGGGCCGUGUCCACAGGCUGCUGCGUAAGGGGAACUACGCCGAGCGCGUCGGUGCCGGAGCUCCGGUGUACCUGGCUGCGGUUCUGGAGUACCUGACCGCCGAGAUCCUGGAGUUGGCCGGGAACGCCGCCCGCGACAACAAGAAGACCAGGAUCAUCCCCCGCCACCUGCAGCUGGCUGUCCGCAACGACGAGGAGCUCAACAAGCUGCUGGGCGGCGUGACCAUCGCUCAGGGAGGCGUCCUGCCCAACAUCCAGGCUGUCCUGCUGCCCAAGAAGACCGAGAAGCCGGCCAAGGCCAAGUAGACGUCGGCAGCCCGAGCGACGACCCCAACGGCUCUUUUAAGAGCCACCCACUUCUGUCUGUAGAGCCAGAGUUUCUAAAGUUCACUUCAAUGACAUAAAGUAUGUUACGAAUCAAACACCAGAGAGAGAGAGAGAGAGGGGUGAUUAACUUUAAAAAGGGGAUGAACGUGAAAUGCUACAGGCUUCACAUAUAAAGCUCA
Gambusia affinis (western mosquitofish) is the source of this 611-nucleotide messenger RNA. RefSeq names its product histone H2A-like. Gene Ontology annotation, molecular function: structural constituent of chromatin; protein heterodimerization activity; DNA binding. The transcript has a single exon. The record is from RefSeq and is a predicted model, not a curated record. NCBI's taxonomy places the organism in Eukaryota, Metazoa, Chordata, Actinopteri, Cyprinodontiformes, Poeciliidae. Gene Ontology annotation, cellular component: nucleosome. The coding region runs from base 25 to 411 and encodes 128 amino acids.